Molecule: messenger RNA, 4380 nt
Organism: Magnolia sinica
Lineage: Eukaryota; Viridiplantae; Streptophyta; Magnoliopsida; Magnoliales; Magnoliaceae
Exons: 18
Coding region: 182-3793 (1203 amino acids)
Source: RefSeq, a predicted model, not a curated record
AAAGCACCUGAAUUGGGGCACCAAUGGUCGGUUUGGUUUUAGUUACGCAUAUCCCACGGGUGCAAUCUCUCUAUGGACUGUGGUCUCUCUUGACUUGCCUGGUCGGUCGCACUGGCAUUAGCAUAAUGCAACCCUACCUUGGUUAUAUAUCUCCUAUUCCUCCGAUAAUUCAAAAGCUCCAAUGAGACCGCCUACAAUGAAACAACGGCGGCAGCAGAAAACUCCAUUGAUGAAAGCAGAAGAAGAAAGACUCCGAGGAGAAGAAGAAGCAGAAGAAGAAGAAGUACUGCGAGUAGAAGUAGACUCCUCUGACAUCUGCACCGCAUUACUCAAACGCUACCAGAAAUCUUCAGCACCUCAACACCGCCACCUCUGCGCUUCUGCUGCCGCCAUCCGCUCUAUCCUCCUCGAUGAAGGCCUCCCUCUCACCCCUCCCGCCUACUUCGCCGCCGCCAUUUCCUCAAUCCAGAACUCCCCUUCCCUCGAUCCUGAUGCUGCCUCGGCACUCUCUUCUUUCCUCUCUGUCCUUCUCCCUCUCGUCCCACGCCAGUCCCUUCCCCCGCACAAGGCCAACGACGCCGCUGCUGUUCUCGCCCAACUCCUGUGCGGGCUGCCGCCCGAAACAGUGUCCGCUGCGACUUUGAGGUCACUUGUCAAGUCUCUGGGGUUCGUGCUGCCACUCUGCAGCGUCGAUGAUUGGGAUACUGUUGAACUGCCUCUGAAGAUGCUUCUCGAGUUUUCUGUUGACAGGCGUCCCAAGGUUCGGAGAUGUGCCCAAGUGUGUAUUGAGAAGGUCUUUAUGUCUUUCGAAUCCACUGUUCGUAAGAGGGCAAGCAAAAUGGUAUGGUCUUUGUUCAAUCGUAACAUGCCUCUGGCAAUUGAACUGAGUGCAAUAAGAAUUGUUGACGGAUCAAAAAGCGAAUUACUGUCUCAACCGAAGCAUUUGGAGGUCCUCCAUAUGCUAAAUUCACUGAAACUUCUUUUCCCUUUUCUCUCAAAGAAAGUCACUAUUAAAUUGUUGCCAGAUUUAUAUAAGCUCUUGGGUUGCCAUUUCUCCCCACUCACGCGGCACAUUCUUGAUAUUCUUGGAGUACUUUUUGAAUUUUCAAGAGUAGACAUUCCUGUAUCAGAAGUCGAUAACAUUAUAGUUUCACUCGUAUCAUAUGUAUCUUGUGGUGGGAAGAAUCCAGUAGACACUGUUAUGUCUGCAUCAGCCUUGUUAAAAAGUGGCUUGGACAAACUUCAUGAAGUAGAACAGAGCGCAUGGAUUAGAAAUCUUCCUCUGGUAUUCAGUUCAGUUGCAGGUUUGCUACAGUCUGAGGCUAAUACUCCCACACAAGCUGUGGAGAUUUUGAAAGAGAUGAUCAAACACCAUAUUGAUAGUAUAGUUUUCCUGGCCAGUGCAAAUCAAUUAAAUAAUGGUGGAAUUAUGGGUUCUCCAGAAUCAACUACAAUGGAAUCUAUUUGUGAUGUAUUUGUGAAUAUGGUCAGUGCUUUUGGUGGCAUUCCCAAUGAGCACACCUUGGCGGUCAUUUCAGAUUUAUUUCUAAAACUUGGUGGAUUCUCCUAUUUAUUCAUGAAGGACAUUGUACUGAAACUUGCAGAUCAGGUGAUGGUUGUCGGCGAAGACAAGCCUGACAUGAAGCAUGUUGAAGAAUGCAUUGGAUCUGCAAUCAUUGCUAUGGGACCAGAGAAGAUACUUUCAUUGUUACCCAUAACAUUUCAUGUGAAAAAACUUAAUUGUUCAAACAUAUGGUUGAUACCUAUUUUCAAGAAAUAUGUUGUUGGAGCAUCAUUAGAAUUUUUUUUGGAGCAUAUUGUACCUCUUGCCAGAUCUAUUCAAAAAGCCUGUUCUGGAGUUAAAAGAUCACCCCUUAUCCGCAAUCUGCAGAAUUGUGCGCAUGACCUCUUCGACUUGCUACCUGCCUUCUGUCGCUAUCCAAUUGAUACUGCUCAUACUUUUGAGUCUUUAGUGAAACUUUUGGUGGUUCUUCUGAAGGACUCAUCUAUGCAUGAGACUGUUUCCUCAGCCUUGCAGGAACUUGUCAAUCAAAACAAAGCGAUAGUUCGGGCCAAUCAAGAUGCAAAAGAGAGUCCAAAUAAGUUGAGUGUGCUCAUCAUGAAAGAUGCUUACACAGAAUCUGGAAGUGUACCCUCCCAUUACUCAAAGAAAAUAGCUUCUAGAAAUAUCAGGGCCAUAGCAUCAAGUUCCAUGGAUUUGCUUCAGGCUCUCAUUGAUGCGUUCUUUAACUCCCCUUCUGAGAAGCGUGCACAUUUGAAGGAGGCAAUUGGAUGUUUGGCUUCCAUCACUGAGAGGUCAAAUGUCAAAAACCUUUUCCUCUCAUUGGUGGAGAAAUUUAAUUCCAUGAAUAGUCCAGCUGAGCUUGAGAAGUUGGAGAGUAAUAUUCAGACAUCUAUUGACGUGGAGCAGGGACGGACAACAAAGGAACAUGAGAAAGAUGAAAUACAUAGAUGUUUGAUGAUAGAACUUGCGUCCUCUCUCGUUGAGGGAGCUGAUGAGGAUUUCAUCAAUAUAGUUUUUGAUUAUAUUAGGCCUUCUUUGCAGGCUAAUGGUGAAAUUGGUCAGUCUGAAGCAUAUUAUACUUUGAGCAAAAUUUUCAAGGAGCAUUCUUGGUUUCAUUCUGCUCGGUUUGAUGAGUUAAUGGACUUAUUGCUUGGUCUAAAGUCACCUGUUGAUGUUAUGCUUCUGAGAAGACGCUUCACAUGUUUCCAUUUUUUAUUGGUUCAUCUGUUAGAGAGUGACAUGGGGAAGACACAUGCAAAAGCUUUUCUGAUUCUCAAUGAAAUCAUACUCACGUUAAAGGAUUCUAAGAAAGAAACUAGAAGAACAGCUUAUGAUAUACUUCUCAUGAUAAGUUGCAGCUUGAAGAGCUCAUCAACUGCUAGCACAGAUGCACCUCUUCUGCGACUGUUUAGUAUGAUAAUAGGCUAUCUUUCUGGUGCGUCACCUCACAUAAUGAGUGGAGCUGUUGCUGCACUUUCAUUGCUGAUAUAUAAGGACCCUAGUUUAUGCUUUACUGCACCGGAUUUGAUGCCAUCUGUUUUAAUUUUGCUGAAAAGUAAAGCCAAUGAAGUUAUCAAAGCAGUUUUGGGCUUCAUGAAAGUCUUGGUAUCCUGUUUACACACAAAAGAUCUGCAGGAAAUCCUGUCUGAUAUUGUCAAUGGAGUUAUCCCAUGGUCGUCUGUAUCGAAACAUCAUUUCAGAUCAAAGGUCAGGAUCAUACUGGAAAUCGUGACGCGUAAGUGUGGUUUUAACUCAGUUGAGUUAGUUACACCAGAGAAGUACAAGGGCUUCAUCAAAACUAUUGCACAGCAAUGGAAGAACAAGACAAGUUCCAUUGGAGCUGGUGAUUCUGAUGAGGCACUGAAACUUGCAGAAUCAAUGCCAAAAGGGAGGCAAAAGAGGAUGCGUGAAGAGUCAGCUAUUCCAAGGGAGAAAACAAGUUCUGGGGCUUCGGGUACCACACGGAAAGAGAAGGGAUGGAAAAAGCUUAAAACAAGUGUUUCCAGCACUAAGGAGCGCAGCAAGGGUACUAGGAAUCGUACUGACAGUCAAUGGAGGAACAAAACAGAGCGUUCUUAUUCAGAGAAAAGAAAUAUACGGAGGGACUUUGAUGAAAAGCUACAAAGUGAGGAUAAGGGAAUGAACAGGCAGUGGAGAAAAGAUGGUAAGAGAGAUAAGAAUAAAGCAACAUCUUUCAAAGCUACGGCAUCUUCCAAGUCUCACAAGCAUAGAAGGGUUACAGUGAAGCCACAUCAAAGAGUAAGGUGAGGAUAUUGUCUGAUGAUCCGUACCUCUGGAAGAGAAUGACUCUAGAUGGCGGCGUGGGACAUCUUAUUGUAGACCUCAGUUCUCUAUGAACAAUAGGUUGGUUCUAUGGGAGGGCCAUUAUGUGGAAGAUCAUCCUAAUACGAAUCCUCUACAUCCCGUGGUGCCAUAAAUGCAGCCAAAAGCAGUUAAAGAAAUUUGGCAUCUUGAAGUGUCAACAUCCUCGAAGCCAUCCUCGUCACGCGAUCUCCUCCAAAAAUAACAGACUUAAUUUAAUUAGUCUUAGACAGGCAUUCGUUUUUCAUGAGAAUGCCGGCAAUGCCCCAGUUUUGUUUGUCAGAAAUGCUUCAUUGAGCAGUGGAAAUUAGAGGGAGAAAGGGUGUACACCAAUCCUUUUCCGCAUUUCGUGGAUUUGAUGUUGUAGUUGAUAACCAGUGUUUAAUAUUGAGCGAUGAUGAUUAUACCCCACACCAGAUAUCUCAUAGGAUCAGGUGAGCAUGCAUACUCUUGCAUCAAGCCUAGUGCCGUCUUGGCCAAGGUAAGCAUAUAAAUGUUGCUCAUUUCAUUAGAAAUGAUAGGUGGAAUUUUCA